Messenger RNA from Fusarium venenatum, 102 nucleotides. Lineage: Eukaryota; Fungi; Ascomycota; Sordariomycetes; Hypocreales; Nectriaceae. The record is from RefSeq and is a predicted model, not a curated record.
AUGCUCAAAGAUAAUCUAAACAUUUGUCAGGUUGACAACAAUUGCUACACUGUCACAAACCAUUUAAUUGAGAACCAGGUGGACAUCGAUACUCUAGGGUAA